Messenger RNA from Aspergillus oryzae RIB40, 825 nucleotides. RefSeq lists its product as uncharacterized. Gene Ontology annotation, biological process: amino acid transmembrane transport. The coding region runs from base 1 to 825 and encodes 274 amino acids. Gene Ontology annotation, cellular component: vacuolar membrane. Lineage: Eukaryota; Fungi; Ascomycota; Eurotiomycetes; Eurotiales; Aspergillaceae. Gene Ontology annotation, molecular function: amino acid transmembrane transporter activity. The record is from RefSeq and is a predicted model, not a curated record. The transcript is spliced from 4 exons.
AUGAAAACUCAAAUCGGCUUGGGUGUACUGUCUAUCCCAUCUGCAUUUGAUACAUUGGGCCUGAUGCCUGGAGUGCUUUGCCUGGUUGCAAUAGCGAUUAUCAACUGCUGGUGCAGUUACAUGGUCGGCAGCUUUAAGCUCAACCACCGUGAAGUGUAUGGUAUUGACGACGCGGCUGGACUCAUGUUCGGCCCAGUUGGACGUGAGGUCCUCGGAGCCGGAUUCAUUCUUUAUCUGACAUUUGUUGCUGCUUCCGGUAUACUUGGCAUCUCGAUCGCUCUGAAUGCGAUCUCAACCCAUGGAGCUUGCACAGCUAUCUUCGUUGCUGUCGCCGCUAUUGGGGUGUUUUGUCUUGCAAUUAUCCGUACUCUGAGCCGCGUGACUGUUAUUGCGUGGGGUGGGUUGGCAUGUAUUCUCAUUGCCAUCCUCAUCGUCACAAUCGGGGUCGGCGUAGAGGACCGCCCUUAUGCCGCACCGCCAGGCCCUUGGGUUUCAGACUAUCAAAUUGUCAAUAAUCCCAGCUUCGCCGAUGGAAUAUCAGCAAUUUGUACCCUCAUCUUUGCCUACGGCGGUGUACCUUUUUUCUUCCCGAUCAUAGCCGAAAUGCGUGAUCCUCGUCACUACACAAAGUCCUUAGUCGCAUGCCAAACCGUUGUCACAGUGAUCUACGUGACAAUUGGGAUCGUGGUGUACUACUACUGCGGAUCCUACGUUGCCUCGCCUGCCCUUGGUUCCGCGGGAAGGUUGAUUAAACAGAUUGCCUAUGGCAUUUCUCUUCCGGGUCUAUUAGCGAGUGCAACGAUCUGUACGCAUUCCCUAAAGUGA